Pseudophryne corroboree (corroboree frog) is the source of this 1484-nucleotide messenger RNA. Its product is annotated as anosmin-1-like. The record is from RefSeq and is a predicted model, not a curated record. The transcript has 7 exons. The coding region runs from base 86 to 913 and encodes 275 amino acids. Gene Ontology annotation, molecular function: protein binding. Lineage: Eukaryota; Metazoa; Chordata; Amphibia; Anura; Myobatrachidae.
UACUGAAAUUACUUUGAUCAGUCUGCUGCCUAAUACGGAAUAUUUGGUGAAAAUACAAGCAGUUUCUUACUGGAGACAGAAAAGAAUGAAGAGUCUGCAAUCACAGAUCAUUUUCAGUACUGCACAGCAAGAUUUAGAAUCAGCAAGCCAGAAAUCCCCUGCGGAUGCGUGUAAUGACAUAGCCAAAUCAUACAGACCUAGCUGCAAGAGCACUCUGCGUGCAUAUUCUUUUUACCACAAUAAUCAGAUACAAAUAAAACUGUCCUGGAAGGCAAUGUCAGAUAACUAUGUGGAGCCAUACACUUACGUAAUAAAGUGGAAACCAAUUGUGUGCGACAGUAAUGAAACUUUCUCUGAGGGAAAGGCAGUUGUUAAGGGUUCAAACUUCAUUAUCACUGGGCUCCAGUUUGCAUGCAAGUAUAAAGUAACUGUGCGGCCAUUCACCCUUCAGGGACCACUGGUUGAAGAGGUGACAUUUGUAAAGACGCCCAAGUGCAACAACAUGAAAGUUAAAAGCCUGAAACAUGGACGUUGUUCUAGACAGGGGCGCCACCGUCUGUCCAGAAACGUGAUGCACACACCAGACAGGUUAAGUGCAGCCUUCUACAGAGUAAAUGGAAGAAUUGAAGGCAAAUUUCACUGGCAAUUUUUGCAAAGUGAACAAUCACACACUAUUACAGCCUUUCUGUUCCGUUGGGCUGAGAUAUCAGACACUGCUCAAGUUUACAAUACACGGACACUCCCGCCUGAUAACACCUUUACAUAUAUUGAGGAUCUCAAACCAUCUACAUCCUACCACAUUGCAGUCCAAGUAAUCUCCAGGAACCAAAAUAUAUCCUCUGCAGAGAAAACGGUCCUCACACCUGGAGUAAAGGAAACAUUACGGAUUUCUAUCAAAGCUGCUGAAAAAUAAGCAGUUACAUUAAUAAAUUGCUUAGAAAAUGAAUUUUAGAAGAUCUUCACGUCCUUCUGCCAAGAAAGAAAAAUAAUUCAAAGAUCCUGCCAUCUUGGAAUUUAAUAAUAAGAUUGAAGGACAGAUGUACUAAGCCUUAGUGAGUGAUAAAGUGAAGAGAGAUAAACUACCAAUCAAUCAGCUCCUAUAAUUUUAAACACAGACUGUAACAUGGCAUUUAGGAACUGAAUGGUUGGUACUUUUAUCUCGCUCCAAGGUUUAGUAUCUGCCCCUGAGUCUUAAAGGAGUGCCACACUAAAGGAACCACUCACUUGUUGCCCUAUUUUGACCAGUCUCUAUGUAUUCACUAAACCAUUCCAUCUCACAUGUGCCACAUAAUUUGUGAAUUGGAACAGAUUUCAGUUAGUCAGAAAGAACAUCCUCAGUUUCCCUAAUAGUUCAGUUACAGUAGUUAGUAGUAAUUAUUGUAAUUUCACAUUUCUUAAGAAAGCACUCUGUCAACUUACUGAAUUUAAGAAUCUACUAUUGUUAGUGUUAUUUUAAUGUUAUUUCCAUUUCACACAAGGCAAAU